Colletotrichum gloeosporioides is the source of this 1545-nucleotide messenger RNA. Its product is annotated as putative transporter. The transcript is spliced from 4 exons. The coding region runs from base 1 to 1545 and encodes 514 amino acids. Gene Ontology annotation, biological process: transmembrane transport. The record is from RefSeq and is a predicted model, not a curated record. NCBI's taxonomy places the organism in Eukaryota, Fungi, Ascomycota, Sordariomycetes, Glomerellales, Glomerellaceae. Gene Ontology annotation, cellular component: membrane. Gene Ontology annotation, molecular function: transmembrane transporter activity.
AUGGGCAAUCCCAAAGAUGAAAGCACCUCUGAAAAGGAGGUUCCUUCCAGUCUUAAUGACCAGACUCCCGCAGCCAAGCCAGCGGUAAAGGCUCUGGAGAAUGGCCAGGGCAAAGAUGUCGAUAUCGCUGCCCAGAUUCUUGCCGACUAUGGCGAAGAGUUCGACAGAAGCUGGACUCCUGAAGAAGAGAAGCGCUUGAUUCGGAAGGUUGACUGGAUGAUUGUUCCGAUCCUUUUUGUCUGUGCAACGCUUUCUGGCCUUGACAAGACCGCAAUCUCAGCCGCCGCCAUCUAUGGCAUUCGCCAAGAUCUCAACCUGACAGGCGAGCAGUACUCAUGGGUCGGCUCGGCACCAUUCUUUGGGGGCCUUUUGUUCAUGGGCCCGUCAGCCUACUUUAUUCAGAGGCUAUCAGCUGUCGUUUACUUCUCGUUCGCCGUUCUAUGCUGGGGCGUUCUUGCCUGUUCCAUGGCCGCAUGCCAAAGCUUUGGUGCUCUUUUUGCGUGCCGUUUUCUUCUUGGCGGCUUUGAGGCUUUGCUUAUCCCUGCUGUCACCUUGAUUACGUCCAUGUGGUAUCGUCCAGAAGAGCAGCCCCGCCGCAAUAGCAUUAUUCUCAAUGUUGUCGCUCCCAUUAUCAAUGGCUUUGUGGCAUGGGUGAUUGGCUACUACAACGGAUCUUAUGCGAAGUGGAAAAUUGUUUUCCUUCUCGUCGGUUGUGUCACCAUCGCGUGGUCUGCCGUCAUUUUCUUCUUUCUCCCCAGCAACCCGCUUGAGGCGAAGAGACUGAGUCCUCGAGAGAGGUACAUCAUCAUCCAGCGAAAGGCGUCUGACAAUACUGGCAUCGAGAACAAGGUUUUUAAGCCCGCGCAGGUCAAGGAGGCUUUUGCGGAUGUCAAAACUUGGUUGAUUUGGUUCGCCAUUAUUGCGCUCCAAGUUCCUAAUGGUGGCUUGACUACAUUCAACACGCUUAUCAUCUCUGGGCUGGGCUUCAACCCUCUUCAGACUUCCCUACUAGCUAUGCCACCUGGUGCGAUGAGUACCAUUUCCGGUAUUGUUCUGUCUUACAUCGCGUCAACAACCCGCAAAUAUCGGACUCCGAUUGUAGCAGGCUCAAUCCUACUUCCUCUCUUUGGCGCGUUGUUGUGCUACAACCUCCCCCGCGACAACCUCGCUGGUCAGCUCAUUGGUCUUUACAUACUUUACACAUACUGGGCGCCUUAUGUCACCUUGGUCUCUGUGUACCAGGCAAACAUCGCUGGACAUACGAAGAAGGUGACACUCUAUGCUUGGUUCUAUGUGGCUUGGGCAGCUGGCAACAUUGUGGGACCUCAGACCUUUCGCCAAGAGCAAGCACCAGCCUAUACCGGGGGUACUAUUGCCAUGAUUGUGUGCUACGUGGUAGCUAUGAUUUGCGUCCUUGCAUACGGUGCUCUUUGUGCCAUGAGUAACCGUCGCAGAGAUGCAGAGGCAGAUGAACAGGCCGCAGCCUCGCAGGAUUGGCUAGACCUGACGGAUAUAGAGUACAAGGGUUUUAAGUACACAACUUGA